AAGGGAGAGAUAACACAAGAAGAAGAAGAAGAAGAAGAAGAGCAGAGCAGAGCAGAGCAGAGCAGCCCACGCAGCUGAGAGAAACAAACUCCCAAGGUAGAUUUGAGAGAGACAAAUAACCAGCCUCUUCAAACACAAUCACAGAGAAGAGCUUACUAGAACAAACACAAACAAGAAAAUUUCAGAGAGAGAGAGUUUUCUGUAGACGUUGCUUGUUCUCUACAUAUUUGUUCAGGGGUUCCUUCAUUCUUAAUGCAAUUAUCUUAGGGCAUGGAUAAAGACGAGAAAAACCAGAGAGCAAACAAAGCAGUAGAGCCAGAUUUUUUCUUGCAGUGGGGGAAUAAAAAGAGGCUUAGAUGUGUGAGAGUAAGAGGCCCUCAAAUCAUCUCACAGAGAUCCGAUGGUGUGUUUCACAGGAAAAUCACAACUCGGAUUGAUAGACGCAUCGUUUCUCCUGUUACAGAGAAAGAAACUUUUCCUCAAUCCAAUCGUAUUACCAGGAAUUCUGAGGCAGCAACACUCCGGUCGAGUGUAACUGAGAACCGCAAAUCGACAUCGCCGGAGAAAGAAGAUAGGUAUUACACCACAAGAGGGUCAGUGGGUGUGGAUGAAAAUGGGAAGAUUUCAAUUGAUUGUAACAAUGGAGAGGAUAAAGGACAUGUUUGGCCAAAGCUAUAUAUCACACUGUCAAGCAAAGAAAAAGAGGAGGAUUUCAUGGCUAUGAAAGGUUGUAAGCUUCCUCAACGGCCCAAAAAGAGGGCCAAGAUCAUCCAAAGAAGCUUGCUUUUGGUGAGUCCUGGAGCAUGGUUGACUGAUAUGUGCCAAGAGAGGUAUGAAGUGAGAGAGAAGAAGAGUUCUAAGAAGAGACCAAGAGGAUUGAAAGCCAUGGGAAGCAUGGGAAGUAUGGAAAGUGAUUCAGAAUGAAAAUUGUUGCAUUACAGGAGCAGAGACUUUUCUUUCUUAUUUUUUUUUUAGAAAUUUUUGGAAUUUUUUUGUUUGGAGAUCUUGGUAAUGUGAUGAAUAGAAGAUGUUUAGAGUCGGAGAAGAGAGGGUAGAGAGCACUAAGAAGAGGUCUCUGCUUUUGUUUGUUGUACAGAUCUAAGCUUCAUUUUUAUCAGUGAGAAAAUAAUUUCUUUUUUCAUUUA
Messenger RNA from Manihot esculenta (cassava), 1145 nucleotides. RefSeq lists its product as uncharacterized. NCBI's taxonomy places the organism in Eukaryota, Viridiplantae, Streptophyta, Magnoliopsida, Malpighiales, Euphorbiaceae. The transcript has 5 exons. The record is from RefSeq and is a predicted model, not a curated record. The coding region runs from base 271 to 924 and encodes 217 amino acids.